AGGCAGGUGGUGGUAAUACACCUAACUGCUGGACCUCAAUGGCCAAAAAGGAGAAGAAGAAGAAGAAGAAGCAGCCACACCCUUUAUGCCACCUGGAAAGGUCCUCACCCCCAACAUGACCUCACAGACUGCUGUCUGCUGAACCUUUCUGAUGCUUGAGCCUUUCCCAAUGGAAGCCAGAGGAAAGUUUGAUUUUACUGCAAUAGCAGAUGAUGAGCUGAACUUCAGACAGGGCGACAUACUCAAGAUUAUACAUUAUGAUGACAUUUGGUGUACAGCAGAGAUAAACGGAGAGGAGGGACUUGUGCCACGUAAUUUCCUCGACAUCCGUUUUCCAAGAUGGUUUCAGGAGGACGCCACAAGUAGUGACGCAGAGGAGCUGCUGAGGACCAAACAUGUGGGAGAGUUUGUGAUCCGAAAGUGCCGGACCAGCCCUGGAAACUUCUGCAUUUCCAUCAAAUAUGAGCAUGGCAUGAUACACUACAGACUGUUGAGGGACAAGAAAGGCCACUACUUCCUUUGGCGGGAAAAGUUCACCUCCUUGAACAAAUUGGUGGACUUUUACAGAACCAACUCCAUCUCUAAAAGUAGGAUAAUCUACCUCAAUGUUGAUGGAUUCCCAGACAGAGGGGGCCCCUCCAAAGCUCGGCUGGCCAUGACUAUUUUGCGAGUGAAGGCAGUGUGCGACUUCAGCGCUAUACAUAAAGAUGAGCUCAAUUUGAACGUAGGUGACGUCAUUGAGGUGCUGGAUAUGUCUGAUGUCUUUUGGUGGAAAGGGAAGCUGAAAGGCUUUAUUGGGAUGUUUCCUGCAAGCUCCACAAAACCGCUGUGAGGAAACGCCGCCUGCACACAUUAAGACUCAGCCUGCAGGUGCACCUGCGUUCCAGUAUGAGUUUCUUAACCUUAAUGACCAGCAGGCCUUUAGGUUCUCUGCUGCACAUCAGCCUUCGACCAGAGGAGUGAGUCAGUGAAGCUUUUUAUCUACAAAGGAGCGGAAUGACGAUGGACGAAUCUCUGCUCAUGUUUUAACACAUUUUACUA
Archocentrus centrarchus (flier cichlid) is the source of this 1041-nucleotide messenger RNA. Its product is annotated as GRB2-related adaptor protein 2-like. The transcript is spliced from 6 exons. The record is from RefSeq and is a predicted model, not a curated record. NCBI's taxonomy places the organism in Eukaryota, Metazoa, Chordata, Actinopteri, Cichliformes, Cichlidae. The coding region runs from base 152 to 832 and encodes 226 amino acids. Gene Ontology annotation, molecular function: protein binding.